This is a messenger RNA of Babesia bigemina, 1161 nucleotides long. Its product is annotated as DHHC zinc finger domain containing protein, putative. Gene Ontology annotation, cellular component: Golgi apparatus; endoplasmic reticulum. Gene Ontology annotation, biological process: peptidyl-L-cysteine S-palmitoylation; protein targeting to membrane. The record is from RefSeq and is a predicted model, not a curated record. Gene Ontology annotation, molecular function: protein-cysteine S-palmitoyltransferase activity. NCBI's taxonomy places the organism in Eukaryota, Apicomplexa, Aconoidasida, Piroplasmida, Babesiidae. The transcript has a single exon. Bases 1 to 1161 code for a protein of 386 amino acids.
AUGUCGCGCUGCUGCGGGAGCAGAGACCACGUAGAUGGCGUACAAGAAGGAGCCGCCCCCAGGCAUGCCGCGCAGCGGUUCGUGGAUGCAGUGAAGCAAUCCGUCCACCGAUUCAUCGAAGACGAGCGCAUAAUCAAGCUCGUCACUCUGUUGCUGCUCUACACCCCUGUCAUAUACUUCGCGGCGACUGCCUUCGGUUGGUACACGACCUAUCACGGGCCGGGUGUGCCCACCGUCAUCUAUAUUAUCGCAGCUUUAGCCCUGAUAUGCUUCCACGCGGUUUCGUGCAUGAACCCUGGCAUCAUCCCCAAGAUGGCUGACAGUAGCGACGCGUACGACGCCAUCCGGAUGAAGCGCAAGUACUCCUACGCGCCGCCAUGCAUAGAGGUCGCCAUCGCCGGUAAGUUCCUGAGGGUGAAGUACUGCCACACGUGCAACAUAUACCGCCCCCCACGGAGCGUGCACUGCAACGUGUGCGAUGUAUGCGUCCACAGGUUCGACCAUCACUGCAAGUGGCUGCGAAACUGCAUCGGUGGCAACAACUACAGGGUUUUUUACUUAUUCAUCACCUGCACGUGCUUGGAGAACAUCCUCUUCGCUGCGUUCUCUAUACUACGUAUCGUGAUGGUCAGCACGAACUAUUGGGACACGGCAGCCAUAAUUCACAGCGCCGUGUUGCUCAGCUACAUGCUUUUGUGCGGAUGGUUCAUCGUCGGCCUCACGGCAUACCACACGUACAUCAUUGGCAUGAACAAGACGACGAACGAGCAGCUCAAGGCGCUUUAUACAGAGUACAACCCGUGGAACCGAGGCAUCAUGCGCAACAUAGCGGAUACCAUGUUCAGCCGUGCCAAGAUGCAGCUGCUCUGCAACGCAACCCUAAAGGCGCGGCCAAUUUACGACCCAGGGAGGAGCGUUCCAAUACACCUCACCAAAGGUCCACUCGUGGGCGAUCAGACAUUAAAGGGCAGGAGGCCCGCAUUUGACGUCACCUCCGAGGAACCGUGGGAAAGGACUGACCACGACGACUCCGAGAACGGUCAGACGGAUGAGGCAGAAAGUUGCCCUCAGCCGGAAGUGGUAGAGGAUUUGGUCGUUGGAGCCGUCGUGGACGAUGCCCACGUCCACGAUGAAAGCUGUACAAAUGUGGACGACGUGUAA